CACUCGCAUCGUCCUCCGCCCCCAGCAUGCUGCGUGACACCUCCGGAGUUUUUAAAUGGACAACAAGUCGAGGUUGACAGCGUUGUGUUGACUGACUGACAACCACCCUCAGCCGCGACUCUACUCCUCACCAGGAUGGACGCCAACUUUUUAGUCGUCUUGUCCGCUGUCCUGCUCACCUCCAUCCCGCCGUCCUCGUGCUCACUGGAGCCUUACGACAUGUUGUACGACGAGGCAGUGCGGGCGUUCUACAGCGGCGACUACAGCGGCGUGGUGCGCACCAUGGAGGAGGCGCUGAGCAGCUACGCCGGAGUGCGGCGCUCCAGAGUCCGCUGCCGGUUGAGGUGUCAGGACCAGCAUCCGUUCGGGGCCGCAGUCUCCGAGCUGGGCUUCUUCGAUGUGGUACUGCGCAGAGCGGCGUGCAUGGACGGUUGCAUCGAGCAAGACAUCGGCGUGCAGUCAAGGCAUAAAAUCAGUGAAGAUGUCGUGCAGGACUUCAAUAGGCGGAUCCCAUACAACUAUCUCCAGCUUGCUUAUCUCAAGCUGAAGCAGCCUGACAAAGCAGCAGCUGCAGCUCAUACCUACUUUCAAGCCAAUCCAGAACAUGUGGAGAUGAGUCAAAAUCUGGAGCAGUACAAAGAUCGACAGGGUGUCAAAGAGCAUCACUUUGUAGACCGCGAAGCUCGACCUCACCAGCGCUCCUUUAGUGCGGCAGUCAACCUGUACGAACAAGGCGACUACGUAGAGGCCAGCGUUCUCUUCGAGGAAGCUCUGGUGGAAUACUACAAAGCAGAUGUGGAGUGCCGGGCCCUGUGUCAAGGGCCACACCGGUUUGAAGGGCACGAUCACCUUCGCUAUCGUUACAGCCUUUAUGAAGUCAUUUCAGAUCACUUUACUCAGGUACUACACUGUGAGCACGAGUGUGUCAGAGAUCUCGCCACCCGACCAGGCCGCCUGUCACCCAUGGAAAACUACCUACCGCUGCAUUAUGACUACCUCCAGUACGCGUACUUUCAAGUGGAAAGAGUGGAGGAGGCGCUGCAGUGUGCACUCACAUACCUGCUGUUCCACGAGGGAGACGAAUUCAUGACAGAAAAUGUUGACUUCUAUCAAGAAAUGCUGGGCCAUGACAGCGAACCACGAGAGUCUGAUCAUCAGAUCUGGGGCGUGGGCACCGAAAGAAGAUAUUCAGCAGGGGGUGAAGCAAGCUCUCAAUGGAAAAGUGUGGAUUUGAGUAUGAAGGACACAACAGGAGUCAGGACUGCAUUUGCUGUGUUUCUUGGACGGGAUCGUUACUCACCAUCUGGCAGAAGUUUCCUUUUUAUAGAGGCUGCUCGGUACCUGAGGAGGCACAAACAAGAGUUGGAGCUCCUUCUUAUUGGAAGCCAAACCAUGGGUGUGGACUUCACUGAAGGGAAUUACUGGAGCAGUUCGGGUGGGAGAGACGACUCCACCAGGAUUCCAUCCGGUACAGAUGGUGGGCUGGAGUAUGUUCCCCUCACAGAGAAGAAGAACGUCAAUGUGGCUGCAUCACAACCUCUCAAAGAAGGGGGGCCGUUGUUGCACAACAAUGUGCGGCUGGUGUACAACUCGGCGGAAUUAAAUGGUACCCAACGAGUGCUGCUGGAUCAUGUUAUAAGCGAGGACGAAUGUGUAGAUCUCCAGCAGCUGGCGCACAUGGUCACGCUGGCAGGAGACGGCUACAAUGGCAGGACGUCUCCUCAUACCCCUAACGAGAAGUUUGAAGGAGCAACCGUCCUCAAAGCCCUGCAGUACGGCUACGAGGGCAGGGUGCCCAUGAAAAGUGCUCGUCUCUUCUAUGACGCCAGCGAGCGAGUGAGAAGUGUCGUCGAGUCAUACUUUCUGCUCAACUCCACCCUGCACUUUUCCUACACACACCUGGUGUGCCGCACGGCCAUCACGGGUCAGCAGGACCACAGAAAUGACCUGAGCCAUCCCAUCCACGCUGACAACUGUCUGCUGGAUCCCGAGGCCAAUGAAUGCUGGAAGGAGCCCCCAGCGUACACACAAAGGGACUACAGUGCACUACUAUACCUCAAUGGAGACUUUGAAGGUGGCGAGUUCAUUUUUACGCAGAUGGAUGCCAAAACAGUCACAGCUACAGUGAAGCCAAAGUGUGGCAGAGUGGUGGCGUUCUCCUCAGGUGGGGAGAAUCCACACGGCGUGAAAGCUGUCACCAAUGGGCGAAGGUGCGCUGUAGCUCUGUGGUUCACGUUGGACCCGCUCUUCAGGGAAAUGGAGAGACUGCAGGCAGACGAGGUGAUCCAGACCUUGAUCACACAAUCCGGACUGGGUCAUGGCCUCGACAUUAACCCCAAAGAUGAAUUGUAGCAGUAGCCUCCUCCUACGCUGCUUGUUAUCAACUUUUAUUUAUUGUGGACUUUAUCUUUGAAUCAGAAACAGAUCUAUUUUUAUACUAUUUUGAGUGCAGGUUCGAAAACAUUUUUCGUGUGAGUAUGUUUGUGUGUGUUGGGGGUAUGCGCACCAGUGUUGGAGUGUGUGUUUGCUGUUUUUGUCUUUUUCUAUGUCUUACUGAUCUGUGAAAGUGUCAAUAGGGAGAUUUUUCCUGCUUUAGGUUGUUGCGUACUCUUGAGUUCAACAUAUUGGUUCUAUUAAGAAAAACACUAUCCGGAGUCCAGAAUGACGUUAAAAGUUACUUCGAGGUCAGUAAUACUUGACAAGCAGGUACUUUCUACAGUGGUAUGAAAAAGUAUCUGAACCUUUUGGAAUUUCUCACAUUUCUGCAUAAAAUCACCAUCAAAUGUGAUGUGAUCUUUGUCAAAAUCAUACAGAUGUAAAAACAAUGUCUGCUGUAACUAAAGCCAAACCAUUUAUAGGUUUUCAUAUUGUAAUGAGGAUAGCAUGCAAACAAUGACAGAAGGGGGGAAAUAAGUAAGGAGACUAAGGAGACUUAAAGAGCAAUUGAAACCAAUUUUUACCAAACAAUUUAAGUCAUGUGUGUGCCCAAUUACUGAUGAGUGGUUUAAAGCUUCCCUGCCCACUAUAAAGCAUACACCUGAUAAGAAUUGUCUUGAUGAGAAGCAUUGUCUGACGUGCAUCAUGGCUCAGUCAAAAGAGCUGUCUGAAAACCUGCGAUUACGGAUUGUUGAUUCAGAUAAAGCUGGGAAAGGAUACAAAACCAUCUCUAAAAGUCUGGAUGUUCACCAAUCGACAGUCAGAGAAGUUGUCUACAAAUGUAGAGAGUUUGGCACUGUUACGUCUCUCCCAAGGAGUGGCAACCCACCAAAGAUGACACCAAGAGUUCGGCGCAGAAUACUCAGGAAGGUAAAAAAAAAAAAAGAGAACCCUAGAGUGUCUGUUAAAGACUUGCAGAAAUCACUGGCACAGUCCAAUAUUUCUGUGCACACAUCAACAACUGUAUGUAAUGGUGUUCAUGGGAGGAGUCCACGGAGGAAGCCACUGCUGUCUAAAAAAAAAAAAUUAUUGCUCGUUUAAUGUUUGUAAAAAGGCACUUGGAUACUCCACAGAAGUUAUGGCAAAAUAUUUUGUGGACUGAUGAAACCAAAGUUGAAUUGUUUGGGAGUAAAACACAACCUAAUGUGUGGAGGAAAAAUGGAACAGCUCUCCAACAUCAACACCUCAUCCCCACCGUGAAGCAUGGUGGAGGGACCAUCAUGAUUUGGGGCUGUUUUGCUGCUUCAGGACCUGGACAACUUGCUAUCAUUAAUGGAACGAUGAAUUCAAAAGUUUAUCAGGAUGUUUUGCUGGAAAACCUCAGGCCGUCUGUCAGACAGUUGAAGCUAAAAAGAGGAUGGAUGGUGCACAAGACAAUGAUCCAAACACAGAAGUAAAUCAACUUCAGAAUGGUUUCAGAAGAACAAAAUACAUGUUCUGGAGUGGCCAAGUCAAAGUUCAGAUUUGAACCCCAUUGAGAUGCUGUGGCAUGACCUAAAGACAGUGAUUAGUGCCAGACAUCCCAGGAAUCUCACUGAACUACAGGAGUUUUGGAUAGAAGAAUGGGCCAAGAUUAGUCCUGGUGGGGGUACAAAAUAUUAAAUAUGAUUGUUCACUUUUCUGUAAUUGUUUGCAUACUAUCCUCGUUAAAAUAUGAAAACCUAUAAAUGUUUGGCUGGUUUUAGAUAAAGCAGAGUUUUUUCAUCUCUGUGAUUUUGACAGAGAUCAGAUCACAUUUGAUGGGGAUUUUAUGCAAUAAUAUGAGAAAUUCUAAAAGGUUAAGAGAGCUUUUCAUACCACUGUAUGUCCAAAAAAGUUGGGUUGGUUUUAUUAUAUCCAUGCCAGUAAUUGUUGUCCUCAAAAUACACAGUGCACUGUUUUCUUUUAUAGAUUUGAACUAGCACUAUUCAAAGAGAUGUGUUUUGCAUAUUAUAAAUAUUUAUAAUAAUCAUGCACUCGGUACGGCUGUCAAAUUUAGGGAAAUGAUUGUGUUUUGUAUUGUGUUUUUAAUUUAUGUUUGAAUUUGUAGACAGCUGCUGUCACCACUGUCUGCUUUAAUAUGGGAAGCUUUUUAUUAUAAAAGAUCAAUCAUUCCUGUUUCAAGGAAUAUGAUAUUUUAUAUUAUUGUUGAUAUACAGGUGAUAGACAUGUCAUAGUCAUGCACUGUAAAUUCAAUGGGCCGAAUACAGUAGUUUGUUCUGCGGAGAUUCAAAGAGCUUAAAUAUAAUUUUGUUUUCACUGAUAUUUAAUGAUGAAAUGCACAAAAUUGUAUGUUUGUGGGCUAUAAUAAAUUAUAGAAUGUAUUGGUAUAUCAUUUUUAUUUGAUUUAUUCUUUCACAUGCAUACUUUAAUGUCACACAGUUGUGCUUGAAUAUCGUCACAAGUUUUUACCGACUUACUGUAUAGUUUAUAUUUUAUACAUUAAUUUGUACAGUAUAGUCAGUAAAAUAUCUUAUCAACAUACAUUGGCUCUAAGAUGCACAGCACUGCUCUUUUGUCCAAGUUUCACUUUCCGUACCGCUUAUCCUCACGAGGGUCGCAGGUUUGUUGAAGUUGAAAACCUAAAUAUAAUGUACACAUGUAGGCUGAGAGGUCACUGUGGUGAAUGUACUUUAAGAAAACAACAAAAUCUGAACUCAUUAAAAAAGAAAAAACAAAAAUAAGAGCGACAGAUGUCGCUUUUUAAAAUGGUAAUUCAUGAU
Molecule: messenger RNA, 5138 nt
Organism: Corythoichthys intestinalis (scribbled pipefish)
Lineage: Eukaryota; Metazoa; Chordata; Actinopteri; Syngnathiformes; Syngnathidae
Gene: p3h2
Product: prolyl 3-hydroxylase 2
Exons: 16
Coding region: 136-2352 (738 amino acids)
Biological process (GO): collagen metabolic process
Cellular component (GO): endoplasmic reticulum
Molecular function (GO): procollagen-proline 3-dioxygenase activity; iron ion binding; protein binding
Source: RefSeq, a predicted model, not a curated record